UUAUUUGCCCAAUGCACACUACUCUACGUGUUCUCAACAACAACAAAUUUCCUACCCAAAUUUCCCAGGAAAAUCUCGCUUGUUUCCACUGAUUGUUGGUAACUAUAAGGUGUAGAGAGGGUUGAACCUUCAGCUACCAGUGCUUCUCCCUUACCAGUUGGAUAGACCUGUGUUUUUUCCAAAUCAAGGAAUUUUCAGUUGAUAGAGCAUCUGGAGACAGAAUGGCCCUUGUGCCAAAGAAAUGCGGAAUAAGGGUGGAUCCGCCAACUCUCAUUGUGACAUACAUCGAUGAACGCUCGGGAAAGAAACGCCAGAGGUCAUUGCCCCUUCGUAAAUUCACCAAGCAGUCCAACAUUGACGACGCCAUUCAGGAUCUGAAGUUCAAGCCCAAGCACCGGGAGCUGAUUGAACAGAUCAACCGACGGCAGCUGGAGAAGCUUCUCAGGGUCAUCCAAGAGCGGCAGGAUGGUAGAAGGCUCGAUGAUGCCAUUAAGAAGGUGGAGAAAGAGAUGGAGAUUGUCAUUGACCCAAACGAGAACCUCAACACCUUGGAUGACAGGGCCCUCAGCGAGAAGAAGGCGAUCAUGGAUGAGACCUUUGAGAAGAACCGUAAGAAGCCUGGCGAUCCUGGAUUCCAGUAUGAAGUUGAGAUUGACUUUGAGAAGGAAGGUCCACCGAUUGAAUCAAGUGGCUGGGAUUCAGAAGAAGACUCAGAUCCAUUGUUUUAGGAACAAGUGGUUAAAGACUCUGCUCUGUGAAAACUUGUCAAUCAAUAGAAGAUUUAUUUCAGUAAAGGACAAAGAAGCUUUGCUAAUUGCUGACUGUAUUCAGGCCGAUUGUAUUCAGAAACGAAGCAUGUCAAAAUCAAUGGUGCUUGCUACUGUAUGCUCCUGUAUGUUACAUGUUUGUCAUUUUAUCCACAGUGGUCUAUAUUCUGAAACCCCCCAUUACCAUAACUUAGACUUACAUCUCAAGUGGUUGAACUGGAGUGCAGAAUACGGGCCAGUGUUUUAAGCUCCUAAUCAAAGAAAUUAUGCUGGUAUAUUCCGAUGGUCACACAAUUUUGUAAUUUUUUUUAUCUGUUUACACAGACUUCUGCUAAUUAGUCAGUUAUUGAUUCAUGUCAUGCUUAAUUUUGUUAGAACUUGUCGCGUCUUUUAGCGACUUAUCACAUUUUAAUUAUCUGAUAAACCUUUAAAUACGUAGAUUAUAAAAAAGAUUCUUUCUUUUGCUUUGGGCGUCUAUUUCAUUCCUUAGUUGUGUUAUCAGAAAUUUUGAAUUGUCAUUAAAGGGAUGGUCCGGGCUGAAAAUAUAUAUCUUAAUACAUAGAGUAGAAUUCACUGAGAAAAAUGCUUAAAAUUUCAUCAA
Molecule: messenger RNA, 1368 nt
Organism: Lytechinus pictus (painted urchin)
Lineage: Eukaryota; Metazoa; Echinodermata; Echinoidea; Temnopleuroida; Toxopneustidae
Product: centrosomal protein of 19 kDa-like
Exons: 2
Coding region: 222-728 (168 amino acids)
Biological process (GO): trans-Golgi to periciliary membrane compartment transport; microtubule anchoring at centrosome
Cellular component (GO): centriole; centrosome; ciliary basal body
Source: RefSeq, a predicted model, not a curated record